AUGGAGGCCCAGAGACAGGAGACGUUCAGGAAGCUUCGCCCUGUAUGUGUUGAGCUCAGCUCCGCAGCUUUGAGCUUUCGUACACUCCAGAACCAUCCUAGUGAUGUUCAAAAAGCACUAGACGGCUUGUACGCCGUGCUCGAACCAUUAGGAAGUGGGGAUGCACUGGACGCAAAACUUGCCGAGUAUGUGUUCUUCCCUCUGUCGCAAGUGUUCAACCAAGCACAAACUCUACCUCAAAGAUGUCUAGAGGCUGCUGUCAAAUGCAUUACAGUCCUUGUCGCGAAGGGAUGGCGAGCUCAGCUGGCCCCGGAAAUGGGGAAACAAUUGCUCAUUCUCAUGACCAUUUUGAUUGGAGGCACACCGGCCCAGAAUCGAGGGCAAGCCGUUCUAAGACCAGACUCGGAAGAGCUAUCAGUCGCAAGCUUCGAAUGUAUGGAUGCUAUCUUUCAGGUGCUCCAAGGACCAGUGGCCGAGAAGACUAUUUUCAAUGAAAUCGGUUCCGCUACUAUCAUCGACCAAACUGUUUAUCUGCUUUUAGAAGGCCUUUCAGAAGGGGCUUCGACUGCCGUCCAAAUAUCAGCACUAUCAGCACUUCGUUCUCUUCUCAGUCGGGUUACUGAUAGAGUAAUUCUGGCAAGCAUCAUGCCUCGUGUCGUCUCAGCUUUGACAAAGAUUGUAAAACCAACCACUAGAGCGCGGAGGAGCUUCAAAGUCCUGGAUGGAUCCCUUCAGUUAUUAGAAAGUAUUCUUCGGGCUGUUCUCAAUGAUAACACUGUGUAUGGAGAACAACAUAAAAAUGAAUCAAGUGACAAAUUGGUUCUCGACGAGUCAUGGCUCAAAGCGACAACCGGACAAAUCAAGCUUGCCCUAGCAAACGUCGUUCAAGUUAGACAGCAUGAACGGCAAGCAGUGCGCGAUGCUCUUCUCAAUCUUUGCGUGAUGGUAAUUGAAGAAUGCUCGAAGUCUUUGAAGGACUCUUUGUCUCUUAUCGUUGAGACCAUGGUGGUUCUCUCGGAUGCUGACGAUGGCGAUGCUCCAAAUAAUGCUUAUACCUCAUUGAUCCAUCUAGCCACAGUGCGGAGCCAAACUGUGGAUGUGCUCAAGGAACUACUUCAUAUAUGGACGACUUCCUUCCAGAGGAUCAUGCAGAGCAACGACGAAGCUGCAAAGCAAAGGGCUAUCAAACAAAUCACCAUUGCUUUUCAAAUUCUUUCUCAGGUACAGUCAAGUUCGGCUUUACUAGAGAGUAACGUCGCGAUCGGACUCUGUGAUAGUGUCGCGGCAGUAGUUCGAUCAUCAAAGUCCGCGCCUAUGGCCGUGCGUCCUUCUUCGGGGGGUUUGGAGCUCGCUGUUAUAGGCAAACAAAACGCGUUGCAGACAUUUCCGCCAGUACUUCUGGAACACCGCAGUCAGCAGCAGACACUGACAGAUAUGACAUCCAUGGUCACAAGGCUCAGUCAUACACAGUCGGGCGAAGCUAUCACUAGAUAUAUUAUAAAUCAGGUCCAUCAAGCUUCGGGUGAUGCUGUCGUUGCACCUUUGUGGCUGGCCUUGCAGUUCUUACGAUCUGAAGCACCGAAUGGCAUUGACGAGUUCCUGACCUUUGACACAUCUGCUACUCUCUCGUCUCGUACGACAAUGAUUGAGGAACUGUAUUCCAUUGCACUUCCAGUUUUGAAUGAACCACCAACGAUCGAUCCAAGAGAUUGGAGGGUCUCUGCACUUGCAUUAGAGGCCGUGGCUCUACAAGCCCAACAACUGAAAGAAGAUUUUCGGCCAGAGUUGAUAGAUGCCUUGUACCCUGUCCUUCAAUUCCUCGCCUCGAACAACCCAAACUUACAAACCCACGCGAUGGCGUGUUUGAACAUAAUCACACGAUCCUGCAAUUAUCCAGAUACUCGCGCAAUGCUGAUCGGGAAUGUUGACUAUCUUGUCAAUUCAGUGGCGCUCAAGCUCAAUACAUUCGACGUCUCGCCCUAUCCUCCACAGGUCCUUUUGAUGAUGGUCAAACUUUCUGGGGCUGGUCUUAUACCAUACCUAGAUGAUCUGGUUCGCUCGAUUUUUGGCAUUCUUGACAUGUAUCAUGGUUAUCCAAAACUUGUUGACUUACUCUAUUCGAGUCUUGCCGCGAUUGUCGAAGAAGGUAGUAAGACUCCUGAACUACUGGCUAUCACUGAGGAUGGACAGGAAAACCUUUUGGAACAUACAAAACAAGCAUAUGAACCAUUAUCAGUCGCCAGAUUAGUGGAAGAUAUUGCUCAGAGAAAAACUAAACGAGCACGUAUCGAAGAAAUGGAUACCAUGUUAGACGAAGAACGAGUAUCGCACCCUCAACGCCCCUGGACACGAGAAUUAGAUGGACCUCCACUUCCCAAAGGAGACGACGAUAUUGAAGGACUUCUCAACAAUGCGAACGCGAACCCUCUCGAUGAAGCCGACGAAUCUCUUCCUACGCCGAAAGAUCCAGAAGACGCCCCUAAACCUCUCAGCAAAUCACACAAUUUACUUUUGCAAAUAGUCAAAUCUGUACCUCCACAUCUUGGCUCACCGUCCCCGUUCCUGAGGAGAUCACUUCUUUCCCUUCUCAACAAGGCUUUACCCAUUUUGUCGAAGAAUCAGACCAGUUUUCUCCCACUUAUCAACGAGCUAUGGCCGCCAGUAAGUGGACGGAUUGCUCCUCCUUCUGCCGCAACUACGUCCAUAUAUCUCGAAACAACGACAAGCUCCUCAUCAACGGAUAUUAUCUCUCGAGCAACAACCAACCCCAAACCAGAAGAUCACAGCAUCAUCAAAGAAGAAACAUACGUCACCACCGCGGCCUGCGACGCAGUGACAAGCAUGUGCGAACUAGCAGGUGACUUCAUGUCCUCACGCGUGGCGACCGAAUUCCCCCGCUGGCGCCGAUUAUACCUCGAAAACUGGAAAAAAGUCCUCAUUGAUGCAGAGAAGACCCUCGAGCGUCAAAACCGGCGACCCCCAGCACCACAGAUAUCAAAAGAUCUACUCAAACCUAACAACCCAGACCUGAGUUUGUCGAAUACUACCACACGCUCUUUCACACAACAUCAUAUCCUCUGGCGCUCUCUCCUAAUACUAUUCGUGAAUAUUCUCGCUCAUGUACGAGUCCCACUGGCCAUCGGCGACGAACUGGCCGAAUUCAUCGGAGAAUGGAUCACGAAAUUCGUCGGGGCCAGGUAUUACUUUGAUUAUUACCAUCGGCAUCCACCACAACAACAGCAGGAGCAGGCUGUACAGAAACAACAUGCCGCAAGCGGUAACGGGGAUAUGCACCUUGUUAGUAACGCGUUACAAGCCAUGGAAGCGUGGAAUAAGGAUUUAACGUGGUUUAUCUUUUGGCAAGGGUUGUUGACUACUACGACCACAUCGUCAGCCUCUACCACGAGAUCGCGAAACGGGGAUAGGUGGCGAUUGCGGAAGGAGUUGGAGAGGUUUAAUGAUGAUGCUGCUAAGAGAGGGAGAUGGAAAUUUGCGUCUGUGGAAGCUGUAUAA
Molecule: messenger RNA, 3513 nt
Organism: Talaromyces stipitatus ATCC 10500
Lineage: Eukaryota; Fungi; Ascomycota; Eurotiomycetes; Eurotiales; Trichocomaceae
Exons: 2
Coding region: 1-3513 (1170 amino acids)
Biological process (GO): chromatin remodeling
Cellular component (GO): cytoplasm
Source: RefSeq, a predicted model, not a curated record